This is a messenger RNA of Trifolium pratense (red clover), 2166 nucleotides long. RefSeq lists its product as uncharacterized. Gene Ontology annotation, cellular component: plasma membrane; plasmodesma. Lineage: Eukaryota; Viridiplantae; Streptophyta; Magnoliopsida; Fabales; Fabaceae. Bases 183 to 1949 code for a protein of 588 amino acids. The transcript is spliced from 9 exons. The record is from RefSeq and is a predicted model, not a curated record.
AAACGAGGUUAGUGUCAUACACCAGUCUCGGAGACCUCAUAUUUUCCAACAGUUAAACCCUUUUGUGUUCACACUCUCUCACUGUUUGCCACUUGCCAGUGGCUACAAUACAACUCAGUCUGAGUUUAGAAGACAACUCCACAACACAAACACCUCUUUCUCCACUACACACUCACUGCAUAAUGUUUACUAGUUACAGGCUAUUACUUCUCACAUUUUUCUUCUUAUUUUUUCAUUUUUCCACUUCUUCUUUCUUGUCACAACUCACUUCAGGGAAAGAAAAUGAGGGAAAUGGUGUAGCAUUUUCAAGGUGGGAUGAAAUUGCUGCUGAACCAUAUGAGAACUCACCACCAUCACUACUACCAUUUGAGAACUCACCAUCAUCACUUCCCUUAGCUGCAGAGAGAACAACAAGAAAAGAUCCUUUUCAUGGCUUCAAUAAGUACACAAAUGGUUGGAAUAUCACUGACCACCAUUAUUGGACUUCAGUGUCAUAUACUGCAGUUCCUGUACUCAGCAUUGCAACAAUAUGGUUCUUAGGUUUUGGCUUGUGUUUACUGCUCCUCAUUGUCGGACACUUCUGUCGUAAAUCUGAGCCUUAUGGUUAUUCUACAACAUGCUAUUCAGUUUCCCUUAUUCUCCUCAUAUUGUUCACAUUUACAACACUGAUCGGAUGUGGGGUUCUGUAUAUUGGACAAGGUAGUUUUCAUCGCAGCACAACUACGACAUUGCAAUAUGUAGUGUAUCAAGCUGAUUCUGCUGUGGAUAAACUAAGGAAUGUUUCUGAUUACCUAGCUCAAGCUAAGCUGGUUGGAAUCGAUCGAGUUUUUCUUCCUGCCAAUGUUCAAACUGAUAUUGACACAGCAGAAGCAGAUAUCAAUACUUCUGCUGCCACAAUUUCUGAGAAGACAAAGGAGAAUUCAGCUAACAUACAAGAUCUCCUGGAUUCUGUGAGGAUGGCGCUAAUCAUAAUAGCUGCAGUUAUGCUAGUCUUGACGUUUCUUGGAUUUCUGUUCUCAAUUUUCGGAAUGCAGGUCCUUGUGUAUGUCUUGGUAGUCGCGGGAUGGUUUCUUGUUACUGGCACCCUUAUAUUAUGUGGCUUAUUCGUUAUUCUCCACAAUGUGACAGCAGAUACAUGUGUAGCCAUGAAUGAAUGGAACCAAUAUCCUACUGCAAAUACAGCCCUGGAUGAUAUUCUGCCUUGUGUGGACAAUACCACUGCACAAGAAACAUUGUUAAGAAGCAAAGAAGUGACUUCUGAACUAGUCAACUUGGUGAACCAAGUUAUUACCAAUGUCUCUAACAUAAAUUUCGCACCCAAUUUCACGCCGCUGUACUACAAUCAAUCUGGUCCCCUGAUGCCACUCCUCUGCGAUCCGUUCCGCCCUGACAUGACAGAUAGACAGUGCGACUCUGGUGAAGUUAACCUAAGCAAUGCAACACAGGUAUAUGGGAACUUUGUGUGCCAAGUUUCACCAUCAGAGAUAUGCACGACUCAGGGGCGUUUAACCCCAACCUUCUAUAACCAAAUAUCCGCUGGAAUAAAUGUUGGUAAUGCCUUAUAUAACUAUGCGCCGUCCCUUGUUGAGCUACAAGACUGCACCUUUGUUCGAGAAACAUUCACUGAUAUAUACAAUGAUCAUUGUCCUGGUCUACGGCGUUAUAGUAGAUGGAUUUACGCUGGACUAUUAAUGGUCUCUUUUGCUGUGAUGUUCUCUUUGAUCUUCUGGGUUGUGUAUGGAAGAGAACGGAAACAUCGUCUAUAUUCAAAAGAAUCAAAAGACUUGGUAACUCCUACACGAACACCAGCACGAGCACCAACACGGCCACCAGCACGAGUACCAGCACCAAGACUAGCACCAGCACCAGCACCAGCACCAAGACUAGCACCAGCACCAGCACCAACACUAGUACCAACAGAACAUGCACUUGCACUAAAUCCAUAUUGAGCAACAUCAUUGAUAAAUGAUGUUUUAACAAAGUUUAGAUUUUUUAUUUUCAUUGUUGGUGUACAAUGUUGUAGCUUCUUUGUAAUGACACUACUAGUAGUAUCUGGUAAGAGUUGAUGUGAUGAAAGAUAUGUUAUAUGGCCUUGAAAAGGGGAACGAGGACAAAGUAUAAGACACAAGAUAAAACAGAAUGAAUUAAGUAGCUUCUGCUUUGUUA